Molecule: messenger RNA, 1644 nt
Organism: Aaosphaeria arxii CBS 175.79
Lineage: Eukaryota; Fungi; Ascomycota; Dothideomycetes; Pleosporales
Exons: 3
Coding region: 1-1644 (547 amino acids)
Biological process (GO): positive regulation of transcription by RNA polymerase II; DNA-templated transcription
Molecular function (GO): zinc ion binding; sequence-specific DNA binding; DNA-binding transcription factor activity, RNA polymerase II-specific
Source: RefSeq, a predicted model, not a curated record
AUGCUAGAGUCUCGUUUAUCUGAGACAAGCUCUCCAUCAUUUGAGGACACUGCAUCAUCUCGCAUUCUGCAGGAAGAUAGAAAUCGUUCGAAUCAGACAUCCCCAAUUGCUGGGGUAAUCGAUCCCGCAUUACGAGAAUCAAGCUCAACGAAGGAGGCAACAGACGCAAUGCAAGAGGCCUCGUACCUCUCUCUUUCCGCCAUGGCAGAGCCCACAGACCGUCAAUCCGAUGUAUCACGAGGACUCUCAUUUCUUUCCCUUCUAUCCGCAGCGAUGAAAGUCAACGGGACGAAUCCAACAUUACCAGAAGGUAGAAACCCGUCUCUGACAGGGUCGCUUGCAGACUUCAGAAGUCAUUUUAUUACUGAAUAUGACUUUCUCGAUAAAAUCGAUCCGUCUGAGCCUUUUCAAGUUUUCCAAAAUGCAGUCGUUCAGUCGUACCCUUUCAUCACCGAGUUCGAGCUGGGUGCUGCGCUUGCGCAGAUAAUGGAUGCAAGGAAAAAUGGCACAUUUGAUCAAAUUCUGAAUCAGGAUACUGGAAAGGUCGCGAUUGUUUACCUCGGUCUGGCGAUAGGAAUUUUACUAUCGUCAGACUACAAUUACAAAGAGUUAAUCGCAAACGAACUGAUAUUCAAAGCGGUGCAGCUCAUGACGAAUGUUUUCGACAAUGCGACAGAUCUCACGAUGGGACAAUGCUUGACGGCUCUAACAAUUGCUUCACUAUUCACCACGCAUGGCGGAUCGACGUGGCAUCUGUUGGGUUUAGCUAUGAUGCGGUGCAUUUCUUCCGGAUGGCAUACUGCUCGAGGUCCAACCUUUAAUUCCCACGAUGAAGACAGUAGGCGGAAGAGCAGGCUUCUAUGGUCAUUAUAUUCCUUGGACACAUACAUCAGCAGUUCCCUGGACAGGCCGUAUUGUUUAAACAAUGAAGACAUUCUUGUCUCGCCACCUUUGUCCAACACAAGUAGCCCAAAUCGCUCAGAGGAUGCUUCGCAUCGUUGUCUAGUGCAGCAUGCCCAAAUCAUCCGAAAUAUACGUGAUGAUAUGGAUGGCGAAAUUCUGAGCCAUUUCAUUAACCUGCGUCAUUGGAAGGAAACUCUACCUGGCCAGGUCAACUACUCUCCACUACAGCAAAGUCAUCUCUACAAUCGUGGCCUAAUCGAAAUCUUACAACAAUCACGAGUAAUCUUAGAUCCCAGUUGUUCCAUGAUCGCUCAGCACGCUGAGGAAUCCUUUAUCGCCUUCCUGGACGUAUAUGAGGGAUCUCUUAUCCAACGAGAGAGCGCACCGUCGGCACUGGAUUCCUUACAGAUUUUCUUCAUUGGAAUCUGGAUGGCCUUACGCCUCAGCACUAACACCGCGAUGAGCGACAUUGAAGGUGCGCACGAACGCUAUCUGCAUGCGAUUUCUUGGUGUAUGAGCAUCCUUGCGCAGCUGUCCAUGCGGUACCCUCCCGUCCAGAGUCUACGAGACAUUCUGCUAGAGCUGCAGCUCGCUCACCUCAGUCUCGGUCCUCCGAUCCAACCGGACCGCCUCCAAAGACUUGUUAGUGAGUCGCCAAUUUCAAUCUCGGCGGGGUUCCGCAAUGUGAUCUUCGUCGGGUUUCCGUCACGCGUUGAACAACAGCCGAGGAUUCGAAGCUAG